Molecule: messenger RNA, 516 nt
Organism: Symbiodinium sp. CCMP2592
Lineage: Eukaryota; Dinophyceae; Suessiales; Symbiodiniaceae
Source: the annotation of a GenBank genome assembly
AUGCUGGGUCGCAGUUGUACAGAGAAACGCAAACAAGUUCUGGAGCUGUUGCUCAUGAUGGAAACGCUGUGCAGCCUCCGCGGCUGCUUCACGGCUUUCGAAAGACUUUGGGAAAGUCUCAGAUCCAAGCCUCUUCGAAGCCAACAGGACGAGAAUCAGGCUGAUGACUCCUGUAUGACCCUUCCAAGUCCGCAAGCAGACUCAAUGCCCGAGGACUGUGACGUUGCGUCAUACUACCCGUCAGAAUCUUGGUCGCAAGAAUGGCUCGCCAAUGAAAAGACGUGGCAGCCAGAUGCUCAACAGGAUGUCUUCGGAGGCGACACGGAAGGCUCAACUUCCACUCCAGACACCUCCGAGGCACGGAACAAGGAAGAUCUGGAAAGCGACCCCCUUGAGGGGGACGUGAACAGGCACGAUGAGCAAGUGUUACAAGACAAGGUGGCUGAAGACCUGCACUCUGUCGAGGAUUGCGCGGGUGCAUGGUCAGAUGAAGGGGACGCUGCUUGGUUUGCAUGA